ACACAACCAUCCACGGCGGAUUCCUGCGAUCAACAGUGGCCUGAAUAGGUUCGCAUCAUAUUAAACAGCCUGAUCUGCUCUGUGUUAUUGAUCAGUGGGGCCUGAUCGCACGCUGCUGUGUGUGUGUUUUUUUGUUUUUUUUCAAAGAGAUGGAGACUGAAGAUGGGGAUUACCGUCAUGUAUCCAGUCAAUUCACUCAAUCACAGUCCCCCUUAACGGGCACAAACAGCAGACUGUUUCAGUAGACAAUAUACAUAUGAUUUUUUUUAUUAUUCCCAGUCAUAACAGGGAGUUUUUUCCACGCUCAUUUUUAGUUUGUUUUUUUCUCUAAUGCAGACCAAAAAAAAAACCCCUGGUAGACAAGCAAGCACGCAUCUGAAUGCUACCAUAGAGUAAGUAGCCUUUUAGGGCUACAUACACAUUUGUAUUUUUCUCUUUUUAGUUUUUUUUAAAAGCUCGUGUGUGUGUGUGUGUGUUUCUUUUUAUUUUGAAAAGAGAAUAAUGUUGAGGAACAUGAGAUCUGACUCACUGAUGGGUAGAGCGACCUUGUUUUGGAGUCUGAUGCUGUUUGUCUCCACUGCCUGCAUAUGGUCCACACAUGGAGAGAUUUGUAGUCCGGGUUUUGACAUCCGAAAUGAGAUCAGCGAGUUCAAGCGGCUUGAGAACUGUACGGUGGUGGAGGGCUACCUGCACAUCCUCCUCAUCAACGACAAGACCAACAACAUGCAGCAGGACUUGUUCCGCUCGCUCAGCUUCCCUAAACUCACCGUCAUCACGGACCACUUGCUGCUGUUCCGCGUCUCAGGCCUGGACAGUCUCAGCACGCUCUUCCCCAACCUCAGCGUCAUCCGUGGACGCAAUCUCUUCUACAACUACGCGCUUGUGAUCUACGAGAUGACCAGCCUGAAGGACAUCGGCCUGUACAACCUGAGGAACAUCACCCGAGGGGCCAUAAGGAUUGAAAAGAACCCGGAGCUCUGCUACUUGGACUCGGUGGACUGGUCCCUCAUAAUGGACGCCGAGUUCAACAACAUUAUCAAUGGGAAUAAGAAGGCAAAGGAGUGCGGCAACGUCUGUCCAGGCAUCAUGCAAGAUAACCCUCUUUGUCAGAGGACGUCGUUCAAUGACAACUACGACUACCGCUGCUGGACCUCCAACCAGUGCCAGAAAGUAUGUCCAGCUCACUGUGCCCUGGCCUGCACAGACAAGGGCGAGUGUUGCCACAGCCAGUGUUUGGGCGGCUGCACUGAACCCAACAGCGACACAGCCUGCUCCGCCUGCCUCCACUAUUUCCAUGAAGACCGCUGUGUCCUAGACUGUCCCGCGGGGACUUACAAGUUUGAGGGCUGGCGCUGCAUCACCAUGGAUCUGUGCUCGCAGGUGCACCUGCCCGGUGAAAACCACUUUGUCAUCCACAGGGGAGAGUGUAUGUUCGACUGCCCGUCUGGCUUCACACGCAACGAGACUAAUCGUAUGUUCUGCAGUUCCUGCAAUGGACUGUGCGACAAGGUCUGCACGUCCCACGUCAUCGACUCUGUGGACGCUGCCCAGUCCCUGAGGGACUGCACGGUCAUCGAGGGCAAUCUGGACAUCAACAUUCGCCGUGGAAAUAACAUAGCGUCUGAGCUGGAGAGCUUCAUGGGGCUGAUCCAGACAGUGACGGGUUACGUGAAAAUUCGACACUCCCACGCACUUGGCUCGCUCUCCUUCCUCAAGAGUCUGCGUUACAUCAAUGGGCAGGAACUCAUCGACAACAUGUACUCGUUCUCCGCCAUCAACAACCAGCACUUGCAGUACCUGUGGGACUGGAGUCAGCACAACCUGACGAUACGCACCGGUCGCCUCUUCUUCCGUCUGAACCCCAAACUCUGCAUGUCGGACAUCCACACCAUGUGGGACAAGACGGGAAUCACUGUGGAGCCAGAGGAGGGCGAUUUCCGCAACAAUGGCGAAAGAGCCAGCUGUGAGAGUCACACGCUGAAGAUCAAGACGAAUGAGACGACGAGCCAUGCAAUCAAACUGUCAUGGGAGCGCUACCACCCCAACAACAGAGACCUGAUCAGCUUCAUCGUCUACUACAAGGAGUCGCCUUUCCAGAACAUCACAGAGUUUGACGGCCAGGAUGGCUGUGGCUCCAACAGCUGGCACAUGGUGGAUGUGGAUCUUCCUCAGGAUAAAAACAGUGACCCAGAAGUCAGUCUUCCUCACCUCAAGCCCUGGACACAGUAUGGUAUUUUUGUGAAGGCCGUGACGCUGCAGGUGGACGACAAAGACAGUACUGGGGCAAAGAGUGACAUCAUCUACAUCCGCACACGUCCGUCCGUGCCGUCUGUGCCAAAAGAUGCCCGUGCAUUUGCCAACUCUUCAACUAAGCUGGUGGUGAAGUGGUCACCUCCGGUGUUUCCCAACGGCAAUCUGACCUACUACCUGGUCCGCUGGCAGCAACAGCCUGAGGACAGGGAGCUCUACCAACACAACUACUGCUCCAAAGAACUGAAGAUCCCGAUACGGAUCCCAGCGUCAGGACUCACAGACAUGGAGGACAUCACCAAACCCACCAAGUCAGACUUGUCCGGGGCGGAGAAGCGUCAAUGCUGUGCCUGCCAGAAGACGCCAGAGGAAAAGGAUCGGGAGAAGGACGAUCGCGUCUUUUUAAAGAUCUUUGAGAACUUCCUUCACAAUGCCAUCUUUCUGCCAAGACCUCCUGACCGCCGCCGCAGAGAUGUUUUUGGCGUCGCUAACAACACGCUGCAGCAGGACGGCACAGGGAACACCACCCUCAGCCCGGAUUACAACAGCACAGACGGAGUUCCGCCGGUCAAAGAAUACCCCUUCUCAGAAGACAAGACCACAGCAGAAUAUUUAGAGAUCGCCAACAUGCGGCCCUUCACGGUCUACCGCAUCGACAUCCACGCCUGCAAUGAGGAGGUGGGCCGCUGCAGCGCUGGUGCGUUUGUCUUCUCCAGGACCAAACCUGCAGUCAAAGCAGAUGACAUCCCAGGAAAGGUGAUCCAUGAGAGGAGUGACAAGUUGGAGGGUUGCGUGGUGCUGCACUGGCCGCAGCCUGCCAUGCCCAACGGACUCAUCCUGAUGUACGAGGUCAAGUUUCGUCUGGGGACUGAGCCUGAGAAACAUGAGUGUGUGUCGCGUCAGCAUUACCGUGAGCACAAAGGAGCACGACUCACUAACCUUGGCUCAGGAAACUACUCUGCCCGCGUGCGUGCCACCUCGCUGGCAGGGAAUGGUUCCUGGACAGAGAGCGUGUUCUUCUAUGUGCCUCCGCCCAAACGAGACGAUGCCGUCGCCUUUUACCUGGUCAUCAUCAUUCCCAUCAUAGCGACGCUCUUCAUCGCCACCCUCUCCACCGUCCUCUUCUUUGUGAACAAAAAGAGGAACAGCGACAGGUUGGGGAACGGAGUCCUUUAUGCGUCUGUCAACCCAGAGUACUUCAGUGCUGCUGAGAUGUAUGUCCCGGAUGAGUGGGAGGUGGCCAGGGAGAAGAUCACCAUGCACAAGGAGCUGGGCCAGGGCUCCUUCGGCAUGGUGUACGAAGGUCUCGCCAAGGGCGUGGUCAAGGACGAGCCUGAGACGCGAGUGGCUAUCAAGACGGUCAAUGAGUCGGCCAGCAUGAGGGAGCGCAUCGAGUUUUUGAACGAGGCCUCUGUCAUGAAGGAGUUCAACUGUCACCAUGUGGUGCGGCUGCUGGGUGUGGUCUCACAGGGCCAGCCGACCUUAGUGAUUAUGGAGCUGAUGACACGUGGAGAUCUCAAGAGCCACCUGCGCUCCCUGCGCAAGGAAAACACCAACAGCCAGGUCCUGCCCCCGCUCAAAAAGAUGAUCCAGAUGGCAGGGGAAAUCGCUGACGGCAUGUCGUACUUAAAUGCCAACAAAUUUGUCCACCGAGAUCUGGCCGCCAGGAACUGCAUGGUAGCGGAGGACUUCACUGUGAAGAUUGGAGAUUUUGGCAUGACCAGAGAUAUUUAUGAGACAGAUUACUACAGAAAAGGAGGGAAGGGCUUGCUGCCUGUCCGCUGGAUGUCUCCAGAGUCACUUAAAGAUGGCGUGUUCACAACAAUGUCUGAUGUCUGGUCAUUUGGGGUCGUGCUGUGGGAGAUCGCUACCUUGGCAGAACAGCCUUACCAGGGAAUGUCCAACGAACAAGUGCUGCGCUUCGUCAUGGAGGGAGGACUCCUGGACAAACCUGACAACUGCCCUGACAUGCUGUUUGAGCUGAUGAGGAUGUGCUGGCAGUACAACCCCAAGAUGCGUCCGUCCUUCCUGGAGAUCAUCAGCAGCAUCAAAGAAGAAAUGGAUUCCUCCUUCAGGGAAAUGAGUUUCUUCUACAGUGAGGAGAACAAGCCGCCGGACACCGAGGAGCUGGACAUGGAGGUAGAAAACAUGGAGAACAUUCCACUGGACCCUGCAUCCACCAGGCAGCCCUCAGCGGCCGCCGCCCCGUUGUCGGGGUGCACGGGAGGAACGCCACCCCCGUCCACCCAGCAGUUAUCCCCCAUUCAAGGCCCAAGUACACCAUUACUGGGACCUGUGUCUCCCUCCUCCCCCCGCCCGCUCCCCUCAGGCUUGAUGUCUCCAGGUCAAGCCUUGGACAAACACUCAGGACAUGUUUCAGCCAACGGGCCUGUAGUGGUGCUGCGGCCCAACUUUGAUGACAUACAACCCUAUGCACACAUGAACGGGAGCAGAAAGAACGAACGGGCGUUACCACUGCCCCAGUCGUCGGCCUGCUGAUAUCAGACCAGCCCCUCGUUCUCCUCUUUCACAGGGUAACAAACACAAACCUCUGCUCCGUCUCCUCUGGAGAGACGGACGAGGUAAGAAAUGACUCGUUUUAUUCUACUGAGUGCCAGUCGAUGGUCUCUCCGCUCCUUUAAGGUCAAGAACUGAAUGAUAACAGAGACCUGUUCAAGCAUUUUUGGAGUUAAGUGACUCAACACUGGGGGAACUCCUUCAUGUGCAGCCUGUAUUUCAUUCAGUGAUACAAAAGCAAUACAGGCAUGAAUCCUGAAUCACAGGUUUAGACAUGAACUUUCAAAAAAAGAUUCUUUUCAAGUAUAUCUGCCAGCAAAUCCAACAGAAGAGCACUUUUUUCCCUGAUGAAUUCAGAGAGGAUGUUGUGGAUAUCUGAGUGUGUAUUUAUACUAAAGAAAACAAAAUCCACAUGAUUCUCUCUAUAAUAUGUUUUUUUUAAAAUGACUUUAUUUCCAUGAGUCGACUCGGCUCAUGUCAUGCGAGGACUAAACAGCUGUUUGAUUCUGUUUUUCUUGUUGAUAUAUUUGUGGGUGUCGAGCCCACGAGGAGCGGGUCACAAUGGAAGAGGGAGGAGUCUAUUGUGUAUCUGCCAAACUGUUGCCAAAUUUUCUACACGUCUCCCUUCCUGUUUACGGCUGUGAUUCAGAGUCGUUCAGACAAACACAGAAUCCAAAGCAGUUCAAUUCUUUCAGGAUGAAGUUCAUUCGUUUCAUUGAAUCAACUUUGGAAGUCUUGUCAUUAAAUGAUAAUCAAUAAUCA
Molecule: messenger RNA, 5529 nt
Organism: Solea senegalensis (Senegalese sole)
Lineage: Eukaryota; Metazoa; Chordata; Actinopteri; Pleuronectiformes; Soleidae
Gene: igf1ra
Product: insulin-like growth factor 1a receptor
Exons: 21
Coding region: 502-4749 (1415 amino acids)
Biological process (GO): glucose homeostasis; insulin-like growth factor receptor signaling pathway; positive regulation of kinase activity
Cellular component (GO): insulin receptor complex; membrane; axon
Molecular function (GO): insulin receptor activity; insulin receptor substrate binding; phosphatidylinositol 3-kinase binding
Source: RefSeq, a predicted model, not a curated record